AUGAAGGCCAUCAAAGUAGUUGAGGCCGGCAAAGCUGAGGUUCAGGAUGUCAAGGUGCCUGAGCUGAAGGAUGAACAUCUUCUGGUCAAGAUUCGUUAUGCGGCGUUGAAUCCGACGGACUGGAAACAUAUCGAUUACAUCCCACACGUGGGCUCCACCGUUGGGUGCGACUGGAUGGGCACGAUCGAAGAAGUCGGCCCCAACGUCAACGGCAGCUGGAAGAAAGGUGACCGUGUCGCCGGUGUCGUCCAGGGAUGCAACGCCUUCAAUCUCGAAGAUGGAGCGUUCGCCGAGUGCGCCCUCAUGAAGGAGGGCAACCUGUUCAAAGUUCCAGAGAACGUUGGCGAUGAAGAAGCUUCCACGGUCGGUGUUGCGUUUGCCACUGUUGGACUGGGACUGUAUCAGACGCUCGGUCUGCCGUGGCCGGGUUCUGUGCCGGCUGAGUGCUUCGUCCUGGUGUAUGGAGGAUCGUCCGCUACUGGGAGUAUUGCUAUCCAGUUCGCCAAGCUAUCCGGAGCAAAGGUUGUGACCACUUGCUCCAAGAAGAACUUUGAUUUUGUCAAAUCGCUCGGGGCGGACGAAGCGUUCGACUACAACGAUCCCGAGUGUGCUGAAAAGAUCCGCAAAUACACCAACGACAGCCUCCACACCGUUCUGGAUUGCAUCGGCGGCGACACGGGCAGCAAAGUCAGCACCGGGUCCAUCUCAUCCAAAGGCGGCCAGAUCUGCUCCAUAGUUCCAGGAACCGAAUACAAUCGGAAGGAUGUGCGCGCGGUGCCUCUCCUGGCGUACAAGAUCCGAGGCGAGCCGUGGAAGCUGCUUGAAGAUAUGCCUGCCACGGUGGAGGACUACCAGUUCGGGCAGAUCUUCUUCCGUUUGGCGGUGAAGCUACUGGGCGAGGGUAAGGUUAAGGUCCACCCACCGCGGGUUGGCAAGGGCCUUGAAGGAGCGCUGGAUGGUCUGGAUGAGAUGCGGCAGGGAAAGGUCAGUGGCCAGAAGCUGGUGUACAGUAUCGGCGCAUAG
Molecule: messenger RNA, 1023 nt
Organism: Saxophila tyrrhenica
Lineage: Eukaryota; Fungi; Ascomycota; Dothideomycetes; Mycosphaerellales; Extremaceae
Exons: 6
Coding region: 1-1023 (340 amino acids)
Molecular function (GO): oxidoreductase activity, acting on NAD(P)H
Source: RefSeq, a predicted model, not a curated record